AUGUGCUCACUAGCUGAUGACCAUCCACCGCAAGCUGAAACCAUAGAUAUUAGAACCUGUAACCAAACAGUUCCAAAAACGUAUCAUGAUAAGGUUAAUGAUGGAAAUGACUAUACGACACAUCAUUCACACAGUGGAUCUAAAAAUAUGGGUAGAACAAUUGAGGAAGCUUCCAGGUAUUCAGGGAAAAAGUUUUCGUUGACCCCGUACAUCACACCGCGGGAGCAUACUCUGAUGAAACUCCUUGCCUGUGUCAAUAACCAUUGUGGAAACAUUGACGAAAGCAACAAGACGCAGACAACACUACUCAAGUUCACCAAUGAUAUUACCAUGAUAAUGCAACAACAAUGGUAUUAUGGUUGA
This is a messenger RNA of Lathyrus sativus (Indian pea), 363 nucleotides long. The record is from the annotation of a GenBank genome assembly. NCBI's taxonomy places the organism in Eukaryota, Viridiplantae, Streptophyta, Magnoliopsida, Fabales, Fabaceae.